Plasmopara halstedii is the source of this 1452-nucleotide messenger RNA. RefSeq names its product adp-ribosylation factor-like protein 13b isoform x1. Gene Ontology annotation, molecular function: GTP binding; GTPase activity. The coding region runs from base 1 to 1452 and encodes 483 amino acids. The record is from RefSeq and is a predicted model, not a curated record. The transcript is spliced from 5 exons. NCBI's taxonomy places the organism in Eukaryota, Oomycota, Peronosporomycetes, Peronosporales, Peronosporaceae.
AUGAGUGCCCGGAAGCUGCGCGAAGCGAUAAAAACAACACCUCGAGCUUUUGAAAAUGAGCACGAGUAUCUUCGACAAUAUGUAGAUCCAGUCCUGAUGCCACUCAUUGAGUCGCUUUUGCUUUAUCAACCAGAAAGCGUCUAUCAUUUUAUCCACGACUUUGUAGACGAGAGCAAGAGUACCCGCUUCACACACCGUUCCAAGAGUGUAGGCUACGCCAAGAAGCUCACCACUCGCCGCAGGAUGGCGGAUUUUAUGUCAACCAGCGUAAUUCCUAUCAUGGAUGAUCUGGCCAAACAAAUACUACGCGAGAAGCCAUACUCCGUCAAAGUUGCGGCACGUAUUUUCGUUGAGCUGAAAGAAACUUCAAAAGAUAUGUCAAAUCGACUUACAGCCACUUUGUUUAAUGUAAACGACCGCGUCUUGUGUCGGUUUAAAGGUCGACCACGAUAUUUACCCGCCGUUAUCACUGAAGUUAAUGAGAAUGGCAAUUUUACAGUCUUGUACGAUGAUGGAAAGUUGGAAAGCAAUGUUCAUUCAAUGUGCCUAAAACAGUGCAUCAAUGACACAAUAAAAGACGCAGACAAUCAAGAAAUACCGAAAGCCACUCGCUUAAUAGAUAUGGUACUUCUGAUUAUUGGAGUCGACGGGGCUGGCAAGACGACACUGUUAUCCACUUUGCAAGGAGAUUUGGAGAAAGAACAUGUGCCAAGUGCUGGCUUUACCUCGGUAACAUUUCAGACAGAGACAGGGUCGGCUACUUUCUUUGAUCUUGGAGGCGGUCCAGCGUUUCGCAACGUGUGGAAGGAAUAUUAUGCUGACGCUCACGGUGUGAUAUUUGUCGUUGAUUCAUCGAGUGAGAGCUCUGUGCUUCAGGCAGCAAAUGUGCUCGAAGCCGCAAUGACAAAUGAGCUUAUGAUUAACAAGCCGUUGCUCGUUUUCGCCAAUAAACAAGAUCUUGCUGAUGCAAUAGCAGAGUCAAAGAUGGGAGAUAUACUGCGUAUAAGCAAAUCAUUCAAUUCCAAGAUCGUUCCGUGUGUAGCCAAACCAGCAGUGUACGGUCGAGUAGACGAACGAUUGGAAGCAGGACUUCAGUGGCUUUUCAACCAAGUUCACAAAGACUAUGAUAGUUUAUUCGAGCGUGUCCAAAGGGAUCUUGCUCAAAAAAAAAAGCUCGAUAAACAGCGACGGAAAGAACAGCGCGCGCGGGUUACACGUUGGAAAGAAGAACGUGAGCUUAGCCAGAUGUGUAUGCACGACAAAGUGAUUUUGGGCGAGGACCACGUUUUGUCGUUUAUACCGGUUGUCGAAAUGCCUGAAGACGACGUCAUAUACUGCUCAAACUGCAGCACGGUACCAGCAGUAACAAAGUGCUCAGCGUCGAAAUGGAUGCCUGUUUGCGAGACCUGUGCAACCAGCCUUAAGAAGCAAUGUACGUUACGUGAAGUGUGA